UAUAAGACUGUCUUCCCAGGACUAUUCAGUCGGACCCAACCACUAUGGAACUUGAACUGAAGAAUGCUGAUCUGAAAAUUGGAGACAAACUGAAAAUUAAGGGAGAAAUUCUGCAUGAUGCUGAGAGAUUCCAGAUUGACCUUGGCUGUGACUCUGAUGACCUCGCUCUGCACUUCAACCCCCGUUUCCAUGACGAUGCUGAUGGCGCCGUCCUUGUGUGUAACACAAAGACUGCUGGCUGUUGGGGCGAUGAGAAACGGGAAAUACACAACCCCUUACAGCGGGGCUGUGAUGUGAAGAUUGAGCUGAAGCUGUCUGGAGACAUGUUUGAAGUGGAGCUUCCCGAUGGAGAGGAAGUCCAGUUUCCUAAUCGUGUUGGUAUGGACGUCAUCAGCUACGUCCGAGUGGCAGGAGACUUCAAACUGACGAGCUUCAAGAUCUGCUAAGGGACAAAUCUCCUGUAAUACAUGCAUGCUGUGUUCACGGCUCGAUUCAAGUUAAUUCUGACAUGCAGCGAGGUAUUGUAGGAGAUGUCGGUCAUAAACAGCUGCAGGUGUGUGUAUUAUAAUGUAUCUUUAACUGAAAUGUCCUAUUGUUCAAACUAAAGUAAUAAAGGAUCAAUUACAAGUGUUUUACUUUGUCACUAAAAAGUUGGGGAGAAAUUUGGACUUCGAGAAAGAUGGAAAUAAUGCUAUGAUAAAUCAGUCACACAUUUUCAAUCUCUUUAAAAAUAUAUGGUUAAAUGGAUCUUUAUUUGUUUCUAUCAUUUCUGUAUUUGAUAAAACAACGAUUUUGAACCUUUCAGAAAACAGUGACACACAGCUGAACAAUUAUGUGAAAAACCACCUCCUUUACUAUAAUAUACAAACACUCCACUGAUUUUAAGAUUUUGGCUUUGUGGUGUUCCAUAAAAAAAUAAUUUCUCAAAAAUGAUUUGUUUUGAUUUUAAGUUUAUUAGGUUAAAGAUUAUGUUGUUUCAUGCAUACAUGGCAUAUCAUUGAUGAGAGCAUUAAGUGUUGAAUAUAACAUGACAAAGAAAAACACAUUUUAAUUGAACAAUAACUAAACAUUCAGCAAAAUGAAAAUUACAACAAAUCAGAUAUAAGAAAAAUGCAACAAUUCAGAUCAUUCUAUUAAAAUCAAUGAUAAUUCCAAUAAAUUGACGGUCCUGUCAAGUCAAUUUAGUUUAUACUUCAAAUUACUGGACAUUCACAAGAUCAAUGUUUUUAUACAAUCAAAGUCUCUAAUUUAUCAUUCUGAUUUAU
Messenger RNA from Menidia menidia (Atlantic silverside), 1265 nucleotides. Lineage: Eukaryota; Metazoa; Chordata; Actinopteri; Atheriniformes; Atherinopsidae. The record is from the annotation of a GenBank genome assembly.